AUGGCUCGCGUCGCUCAGAUUCCGCGCGCCAACAGCAGCGCACCAAGUCGCUCUGGAAGCAGAGUCACCUCUGGUUCCAUGACCAACUCGCCCUUCAAAUCCCCAGUCAAGAUCCCUCUCAACGACGAUGCCGAGGAGAAAGCAAGAAGAUUACAUUCGCGUCAGGCCCUUCAGGAGGCCCAUGUCAACAAACUCAAGGCCGCCGCCUCCACGCCCUUGCGCAAGGCCAGUGUCAACCUGAAUGAUCUCGAGAAUGAUUCACCUGCCUCCCCCCCUCAGCGACAGAAAACGCCGCGUCCUCGCGCAAGGACGCUUGUCGGUGACGAUGAAGACGUUGUGGUUUCUGGCACUGCCGUCACGCCUAUGAAGCGCGUCCCGAUCUUGGCCAACUUCGAGGAAUGGAUGAAGAUGGCGACAGAUAACAAGAUCAACGCGACCAACUCAUGGAACUUCGCUCUGAUCGACUAUUUCCACGAUAUGUCACUGCUCAAGGAGGGCGACGGCGUCAACUUUCAGAAGGCCAGCUGCACACUGGAUGGCUGUGUAAAGAUCUACACCAGCAGAGUUGACAGUGUUGCCACAGAGACCGGCAAGCUGCUGAGCGGCUUAGCUGACAGUAGGGACAGCAAGAAGAAGAGGGGCGAGGGCGAAGACGGUGAGGGCGAGGAUAGCGAGGAGGAGGUCGACGAGGACGGCAAUGUUCGCAAGAAGCCCAAACGCAAGGCCCAGCGAUCAUCCGAGGCCACCCUGGCGCCGUCAUUUGCAUCACUACAGCUGAAGAAGUUCGAACUGGAAUUCGCCGUGGACCCUCUCUUCAAGAAAGCAUCAGCAGACUUUGACGAGGGCGGCGCCAAAGGUCUCUUGCUCAACCACUUGAUGAUCGACUCCAAGGGAAGAAUUGUCUUCGACAGUAGCGAUGAUUCAGUAGACUCCUCCGAGACCAAGAAAAAACGCAAAAGAGGUGAUGACGAAGAAGGUGAGGUGGAUGAAGAGGACCAGUCCGAUGCCGAGAGUGAGACCUCGACCGUUCAGCCUUCGCAAGAAGCUGAGGAGGAGGAAGACGUGGAGAUCGACCUUGCUACACUCGGUGGCCGAUUCUUCCCUGAUCCGUCUCGACUGGAUGCCCUGGACGUAUGUCCUUCACUCAAGACUUUUGACCUCGGCGACCCGUCUGGGUCUCUCGACAUCCCCUUCCUACGAGCGCCCGAGGAUUGGCGGCAGGAGCAGGAGAAGGAGGCUGCAGAGCGUGCUCUUGGCGACACAUCGGGCAUGGAGAUUGACGACGAUAACCUUCUUGGUUUUGAUGACGGUGAAGGUCUUGGCGACUUCUCAAUAGGAGGUGAUGAAGCAGCCUUGGAACCCCAGAUGCGUGUCUUCGACGCCGGCCUGGGGGAAGACGGCGCUGAGGGUGAGGGCAAUGACAUGAUGGACACCUCUGGAAACGAUGACUUCAACGUGUCCAUGAUGCAUGCCCAGAAGCCUGAUAGGAUGCACGAGGACAUCUUGGCAUACUUCGACCAGGCACUGCAAAAGAAUUGGAGCAAUGCCGAGCACUGGCGGAUAAAAAAGAUCAAAGACAUCAACAAGCCAGCACAGACCAAGCAGCGCAAGGAGAAGGAGCCAUUUGAGAUCGACUUCGCAUCUCCUAUGACUACUGCUCUCGGCGAGGUGUUGUACACGCAGGCGACCUCGAACAACGCCAUCUCCCUGCAGAAGAAGGACUGGAAAUCGAAGACCCGGAAUCUGCUCCCCGACGACAAGCACUUCAACUCGAAACAGCUGUUGAGCCUCUUCCUCAAGCCUAAAGCCCGCAUGGGUCGGCGAAGGGGAGUGGGCAAGCGUGGAGUCUUUGGCAACGCAGACACCCGCCAGAAUGUGCCAGAGGGGGAGAUGAACGAGGCAUUCUGGGCCGCCCAGAAGGCGCCUAUGCAGAGCAUUGAGGGCAACGAUGAUGACGCCGCUCUCCCUCAAGGCGACUACGAUGCCAACUUCUUCCAGGACGACGGCUUGCCCUUUGCCGGCGACCUUGAUGACGAUGAUGAUGAGUUCGCUGAUGCACGUGAUCACUUCUCCCCCGGUGCGGACCCAGGAGCUAUGGAGACAAUUGGUGCCACGGGCGCUUUCAACGGUCUCACGGUUACCAACCCUGCAGAUCUGGCGUUCGGCACCAUGCUGGUCACCCAAAACAGGCGGGUGCGGCCUGAGUAUGUGAACUACGCACGCGUGGCCAAGAAGGUGGAUAUCAGGAAGCUCAAAGAGUCCAUAUGGCAAGGCAUGGACAUGGAAAGGCUGGAUUCGGUAAGCCCGGCACCCUCACGAGCACUUGGAGUCAAGUCUAAUGCAUUCUCGCAGCUACCGCCGCCGCCACCUAUACCGGAAGAGAGCAACAACGAGCCUCCUGCUCCGUCCGAGAACAACCCUACGCUUAAGUUUACCAAUCUCGUCAACGACCUGCAGAAAGUCUAUCCCAAACCUGUCAUGGACGACAUCUCGACCAGCUUCUGCUUUAUAUGUGUGCUACAUUUGGCCAACGAGAAGGGUCUCCUCAUCGAGAAUACGGAGCAGCUCACGGACUUGACCAUUCGCAAGGACUGGACGGCCGAGAUCACUGAGGGAGAUGCAUGA
Messenger RNA from Cryphonectria parasitica EP155, 2625 nucleotides. RefSeq names its product barren. Gene Ontology annotation, cellular component: condensin complex. Lineage: Eukaryota; Fungi; Ascomycota; Sordariomycetes; Diaporthales; Cryphonectriaceae. Bases 1 to 2625 code for a protein of 874 amino acids. Gene Ontology annotation, biological process: mitotic chromosome condensation. The record is from RefSeq and is a predicted model, not a curated record. The transcript has 4 exons. Gene Ontology annotation, molecular function: chromatin binding.